GUUUGGGGCAGACUGUGAGGAAACAUCAUUAAUUGUUAGAAAAUACAUACUUGCCACAUGUAAGCAGAUGGCAGACCUACAGGGGAAAAUAUUUGAAAUCAAUGGUCUGUCUGUCACAUUUUCAUUUGAGGAAAUUCCCAAUGAUAUGAAAAUGCUGGCUAUGCUUGGUGGAGAGUUAAAUAAUGCAGCAACAUAUUUCUCUACUUUUGGCAAUGCAACUCUGGAUAACUGUCGCGAUGUAAAAGGAACUUUCGGAAAGGGACCUUCUUGUACCUGGAAGGCUUGGUCUUAUCAGGACAGAAUUAAGACUGCUGCUGCUGUGGAAAAAUUUAAAGACUCUCUGAAGAAAAAGACUGUCUCUGAUAAGACUAAGCGUUCGAAGGUGACAGAUUUCAUUGCCAAAAGGAAGAGUCGUCAAGAAUAUGCACCAUUGAUUGGUAAAUUGAUUGACAAAGCCCAUGUAGAACCCCUUCACUUGAAGAAUAAUGCAUGGCAGUAUUUCUUUAAAGCAGUUCUGCGCGAAUCAAUUGGUAAAUCAAACAUAGAAACAUGCAAGUCAUUUUCAGAUGUGCCAAGACAUUCCUGCUUUGCGAAAGUUGUCUUUGCUCUGCAAUAUGAAGUUAAGGCAAACCGGGUGGCGAAGAAAGCAAUAAAGUGGUAUAAUGAAACUCAAGCUCACCGAGCAGAUUUCGCUUAUCGCUUCACCGGCAAAGAUUCCAGGCUUUUCUGUCAUAACUUCAUGCGGCUGAUCAAAGCAAUGAGUGAUUCAAGUGAUUCCCGAGCACAGCAGCAGAAUGUCUUGGUACUUGCAUACAUUGGCCUAAGGUUGAGAGAUGCUUGCUCUCUUUUUAAUAGGUUUAUUAUUAAUGAAACUAACAUUAGUGAUUUAUCUAAAGCAGCAUUGGAAUACUUUCGUGCAAAUUCUCUAUUUGUACCAACACAAGUAACACCUACUAUAUGGACAAUAGGUCAUGUAGUACCAGUGCAUACAAAGUACAUGUAUGAUACAUAUUGUCAGGGUCUUCUUACUGUUUCUAUGGAGGGACGGGAAGCUAAGCACAUUGCUCUACAGCGACUAAGUGCCAACACAACCUAUCAGAACCGCUGGAGUGAAAUAUUUAGGCAUGAAUAUAUAAUGUUAGUUUGGCUCCCAGAGCAUGGCCAUGAACCAUGCUCCAAUACACCAGGCAAGGAUAACUACAUCCCUGAGAGAGCUGUUAAUGACCCAAAAUAUUGUUAUUGUGGAUUAGAGAAGGUAUCGUCUGAUGAUGAGAAGUGUACUUUCUGUGGCCAUAAUGUAACAGCUUUAAUUGAUAAAAGUGUACAAAAAGCUGAGAUAGUAACUGAAUUAUUAAUUAACUGACCAGUUGCAACAUGAAAUUCUGUUGCAUAUUUAAAUGUGAAAUAUUUGGAUACUUUAAAAUCCAAUUGG
Molecule: messenger RNA, 1432 nt
Organism: Dendronephthya gigantea
Lineage: Eukaryota; Metazoa; Cnidaria; Anthozoa; Malacalcyonacea; Nephtheidae
Exons: 1
Coding region: 68-1363 (431 amino acids)
Source: RefSeq, a predicted model, not a curated record